Messenger RNA from Talaromyces stipitatus ATCC 10500, 2513 nucleotides. Its product is annotated as MFS quinate transporter, putative. Gene Ontology annotation, cellular component: membrane. The coding region runs from base 133 to 1668 and encodes 511 amino acids. The record is from RefSeq and is a predicted model, not a curated record. NCBI's taxonomy places the organism in Eukaryota, Fungi, Ascomycota, Eurotiomycetes, Eurotiales, Trichocomaceae. The transcript is spliced from 2 exons. Gene Ontology annotation, molecular function: carbohydrate:proton symporter activity. Gene Ontology annotation, biological process: transmembrane transport; carbohydrate transport.
GACACUGAGAGAUGAUUAUUUAUUGAUAUGAUUAAGCAGAAAGAACAAGACAUUAUCCGUCAGUCUGAUGUUGCUUGACCCUGGCGAUGUGUCUGUGAUGAUGUGAACGGGAUAUAAUCACCAAAACCGAGCAUGUCUCCUACAGAGAGUAACCGCCUAGAUGGCAUGGCAGAUGCCAGCACAGUUCCCCUAUUGAGAAACAGCUCAGACCUAGACACGAGAUCAAAACAACCCCCAAAAUCAUCAUUUCAAGCCCGAGCUCGUCUCUACUGGCUUGCAGGUGUACUAUGUUGCGGCGCAUUACUUUUCGGGUACGACUCUGGACUAAUCGGAGGCGUGUUAACCUUCCAAUCAUUCCACUUCGACUUCCGCUUCGGCGCCUACGGACCUCGAAGCGCAACGACAGUCAGCGCAAUCGCAGUCGGCACACAACAAAUCGGCGCAUUGAUAGGUUGUUUCGCAAUUUGGCCUAUCAAUAACCUCUACGGCAGAAGGAAGGCAAUUGGCGUCUGCUCGAUUGUGUUCUGCAUUGGUGUGGUAUUAGAACUGCUAAACUUCCAUCUUCUCCCCAUCUUCUAUAUAGGUCGAGUGAUUGCCGGUUUCGGUGUGGGCGGUUCUUCAAGCGUUAUCCCGAUAUAUCUCUCUGAAAUGGCCCCCAAGGAAAUCCGCGGUGAAAUGGGGAGUUGUUUCCAAUUCAUGUUCACAAUCGGGAUAUUUAUAUCCUACUGGAUCGAUUACGCGGUUGGAUUUAUGCCUCCGCAAACAGCCCAAUGGCAAAUCCCUGUUGCCCUCCAACUCGUCCCUGGAGGAUUAAUGGGUUUCGGGGUGUUGACAUUACACGAAAGUGUGCGCUGGUUAGUGUCAAACGGAGACAUAGACGGCGCCAGACAAAGUCUCGAAUGGAUCCGGGCCGUACCGGAUGAUCAAGACCACGAAACACUUCUAGCAGAUGAAAUGGCCGAUAUAAGACACGGCAUCGAAGAAGAACAAGCCGCCAAAGAAGGAUUCUCAUUCACCGAACUGCUCGAAUGGUCCAAUGCGCAUCGCAUUUUACUUGCAGUGGGAAUAUUCCUCGCUCAACAAUCCACCGGCGCAACGGCAAUGGCCUAUUUCGGUCCUCAGUUUUUUGCCCUAAUCGUUGGUCCGGGGGACAAGACUUUUUUGCUGACUGGUAUAUUCGGAUUCAUCAAAGUCGUUUCAUGCGGGCUCUUUAUCGUGGUGUUAUCAGAUCGAUUUGGUCGAAGAAGGCUUCUCUUUACUGGUGCAGCGCUCAUGGCGAUUUCAAUGUUUACCACGGCUGCGUUGGUGCGGGCUAGUCAUCUGGGUCAUCCUUCGGUGCAUCCUUCUGCAACGAAGAUACUGACUAUAGCGCUUAUUUAUUUUACGAUUAUAGUCUUCAAUCUCAGUUGGGGACCUUUACCGUGGCCAUACGUCUCGGAAAUCUUUCCAACGCGCAUUCGCGAAUCGGGGGUUGCGUGCGGUGUUGGUUCUCAAUGGUUGUUCAAUCUUAUAUGGAGCUCGGCGACUCCCUAUUUACUCGCUGAGAUUGGUGGAUGGGGGACUUUUUGCUUGUUUGGGGGGAUGUGCUUGGGCGUUUGCUUGUUUGUGAUUUUUGCAUUGAAGGAGACGGUCAACAAAACCUUGGAGGAGAUUAAUUCUAUGUUUUAGUUGAAUCAGUUGAUAUUAAGAAUGAUGAUUGUCUACUUCUAAUAGAACUAGGAUAAAGUGUAUAAAGCUUUAGUUCAUCCCCUAUCAUACAUACUGGAACUCAAAACCAGCUCGAAGAAAACACAAAACUCCACCUAGCUUCCUAAUGAAAUCCAUUCUUUUCCUCCACGAAGCGCCCAGGCAUGAAACAAUCGCCACAACGCCGUUAUCAUCAAUAUCAUCAUCAUGCAUUCAAACAGUUGAGAGCCAGUCGCCAUCUCAAACAUCAAAAGAAAGAGUAAAGCCUCGAAACAGUCCUGCCGCCUAGCCAGCAUUACCUAGGAAUGAUAAUAAUAAAAAGAAAAAAAGAAAAGAAAAGAAAAAACGAAAUUAUAAGAAUAAGAAAAGGCCAUUUUGUAUGUUGUUAAAUCAGUGAUCAAGAUUGCCGAUCAAACAUUGACAAAGUCUCCAAAAUCGUCUUCGCCAGACAAUGCAAUCGAUGCUUCCGAGUCCCGUCGAAUCUGCUGCUCUAGUGAAGCACCGUCCUCCAGUGGUAGAGGCUCGUCGAAUCCAAAGGACACGGAUCCGCGCAUGGGAGGUGUCGUAUCAGAAAGCUGUGGACUGCUUGCAGCUGGAUCAUCCCGGUCUUUGUUUGCAAUCUGCUUGACCAUCUGAGCAAGGUGGAGUUUGAUCGGCUCGUCACCGCACUGAGCAUGUCGUAAAACCUCGUUUUUUAAUCCUAGAAUCUCGCUGCGAAGCCGUGAAAUUUCCGAGUUGAGUCGCUCCCUCUUGUCCGACUGUUCUUUGAAUCGCGACUCGAGCAUCAUGGUGUGUUCCUUCUUCUUCUGUCGGCAUUUACUCGCUGC